AUGAAAACACCGACCUUCCCUGAAAUCAGCACGAAAUCUGACCUGGAAUGCAGGACCGUCUUGGACAACCAAAUUCUCGUCAUCGACAACAUCUUGUCUGUAGCAGAGUGCAAGGCUUUUGUUAAACACAUCGACUCGCUGCCGCUAGAACUUACGCCGCCAAAGAAACGCGGGGAGGCAGAACGACACAAUCACAGAAUCUCGGUUACCUCCAAGGACUUUGCGGUGAAACUAUUCUCUGUGCUGGAGCCGCAUUUGCCGCUCUUUCUUCCAAUGCGAGGCAAGAAGGGUGCGGCACGUGCUGCCCACUCAUGCAACUCCAACAUCCGGAUGUAUAAGUACGACGCUUCGCAAUACUUUGGGCAAGUCGGACAGCCACACUACGACGAUGACUGCAAGGACGCGCUAACAGGUGACAAGUCAGAGUGGACGCUGCUUAUCUACCUUACGGGCUGUGAAGACGGCGUGGAGGGCGGUGAGACUGUGUUUUACCAGGGCAAGCAGGCGGUCAAGCCCCCGCUCACACGCGGAACUGCACUGCUGCAUCGCCACGGGCGAGAGUGUCUACUUCACGAGGGGUCAUCAGUUCUCAAGGGCACAAAAUAUGUUCUUCGCUCUGACAUUAUGUUUCGAUGA
This is a messenger RNA of Mycena indigotica, 636 nucleotides long. RefSeq names its product Fe2OG dioxygenase domain-containing protein. Lineage: Eukaryota; Fungi; Basidiomycota; Agaricomycetes; Agaricales; Mycenaceae. Gene Ontology annotation, cellular component: endoplasmic reticulum. The coding region runs from base 1 to 636 and encodes 211 amino acids. The transcript is spliced from 4 exons. Gene Ontology annotation, molecular function: procollagen-proline 4-dioxygenase activity; L-ascorbic acid binding; iron ion binding. Gene Ontology annotation, biological process: peptidyl-proline hydroxylation to 4-hydroxy-L-proline. The record is from RefSeq and is a predicted model, not a curated record.